CAUCAUCACUCGCUCGGCGCCAUAGCCAUCGGCCUCACUAGCUGUCUAGCUAGCUUCCAGCCGCAGCAGCUUGUCGUGCAGAUAGGCCACUCGCUGGGGUACGGUUGUAAGGUUGUUGUUCCGUGACUCUCGCACAAUGCCGGCCAUGGUGGUGGAGGAGGAUCUCAUCAGAGGGGCGGCGCCCGAGCCGGAGCCGGAGCCGCACCUCCUGGUGGUGACCUUCCCGGCGCAGGGCCACAUCAACCCGGCGCGCCACCUCGCGCGGCGCCUGCUGCGCGCCACGGGGGCGCGGGUCACCGUCUCCACGGCCGUGUCCGCGCUCCGCAAGAUGUUCCCGGGCGAGCAGGCGGGCGCGGAGGGCCACCGCGACGCCGCGGGGGUGUGGUACGUGCCCUACUCCGACGGCUACGACGACGGCUUCGACCGCGACGCGCACGACGCCACGCACUACAUGGAGCAGAUCAAGCUCGUGGGCGCCGCCACGUUGGGGGCCGUCCUCGACCGCCUCCACGGCGUGGGCCGCCCCGUCACGCUCGUCGUGUACACGCUGCUGCUGUCGUGGGUGGCCGACGUGGCGCGCGCCCGCUCCGUGCCCGCCGCGCUCUACUGGAUCCAGCCGGCCACCGUUCUCGCCGUGUACCUCCACUUCUUCCGCGCCACGGACGGCGUCGACCGGGCCAUCGCCGCGGCGGGCGGCGACCCGUGGGCGAGCGUCCGGUUCCCGGGCCUCCCGCCGCUCCGCGUCCGCGACCUGCCGUCGUUCAUCGUCUCCACCCCCGAGAACGACCCCUACGCGUUCGUCGCCGACGCGUUCCGCGAGCUCGUCGAGACGCUGGGCCGCGAGGACAAGCCCAGCGUGCUCGCCAACACGUUCGACGCGGUGGAGCCCGAGGCGGCGGCGUCGCUGCGGGAGGCUGGCGUGGACGUGGUCCCCGUCGGCCCCGUCGUCUCCUUCCUCGACGACGCGGCGGCAGGGGCCGGCGGCGCCAAGAACGGAGGCAACAACAACGACCUGUUCAAGCAGGACGGCGAGGGCUACCUCGACUGGCUGGACGCGCAGGCGCCGGGCUCCGUGGUGUACAUCUCGUUCGGGAGCCUGUCGGUGAUGAGCAAGCGGCAGAUCGAGGAGGUGGCGCGGGGGAUGGCCGAGAGCGGCCGCCCGUUCCUGUGGGUGCUGCGGGAGGACAACCGCAGCAGCGAGGGCGCCGGCGCCGGCGCCGCGCCGCUGGCCGACUGGGAGGGGGAGCGCGGCAUGGUGGUGGGGUGGUGCGACCAGGUGCGGGUGCUGUCGCACCCGGCCGUGGGCUGCUUCGUCACGCACUGCGGGUGGAACUCCACGCUGGAGAGCAUGGCGUGCGGCGUCCCUGUCGUGUGCGUGCCGCAGUGGACGGACCAAGGCACCAACGCGUGGCUGGUGGAGCGGAUCGGCACCGGCGUCAGGGCCGCCGUCAGCGACAAGGACGGCGUGCUGGAGGCCGACGAGCUGCGGCGGUGCCUCGACUUCGCCACCUCCGAGAUGGUGCGCGCCAAGGCCGCCGUGUGGAGGGAGAAGGCGCGCGCCGCCGCGUCGGAAGGCGGCUCGUCGGAGAUGAACCUCAGGGCGUUCGUCGCGAAGCAGAUCGCCGGCGGCAAGAACUAGGCCUGGCCGUCUCGCUAGACCUCGCGCGCGUCGUCGCAUCGCAUGCAUCAUUGGCUUUUCCCCCACAAGGCCACAACAGCUAGCUGGCAUUAGAUAGUGCUAUGCUAUACAAGGCGUAGGAUAUGGUCAUAUGGAAAUCUACGACUGUACGUACAUUGUUGCUGCUGCUGGAUUUGGUUCGAUUGGAAUUAAUUACUAAACGUCUGUUAUUUUUACCAAAUAUAUAUAUCGAUGUACAUGCAUAUUCAUG
This is a messenger RNA of Zea mays, 1889 nucleotides long. RefSeq lists its product as uncharacterized. The record is from RefSeq and is marked validated. Gene Ontology annotation, molecular function: quercetin 7-O-glucosyltransferase activity; quercetin 3-O-glucosyltransferase activity. The transcript has a single exon. NCBI's taxonomy places the organism in Eukaryota, Viridiplantae, Streptophyta, Magnoliopsida, Poales, Poaceae. Bases 137 to 1639 code for a protein of 500 amino acids.